UAAUAAUAUUAGGGGUUGUUAUGUUUUUAUUCGUAUUGAUAUUUGGAAAGUGCGUAGGCUACUGUUGCUAUGGUUCACGAUUUCUGUGUACCUUGCAAUUAAACUUUAAUGUCUAUUUGUCUGAAAACGCAUAACUGUAUACAAUGAUUAUAUUUUCAGACCUUCCCAAUCCUGUUUUGACGUCCUUUAGUACCUCCCCCGACCGCAUCUUUAACCGCUAUAGUUAAUAAUAGUAGGUCACGCCCAGGAUUUUUCUUUACUAUUCCAGUUGUUGAAGAACCAAUGCGUAUAAUCACUCUGGCAAGGAUUUGAACCGGACCGGACAGCAAAGAGUUAACGCGAAAGAGGAAAUCCCAUCGGGUUGGACACACUGAGAAAUGCGAUUAUACUGCCUCAGUUUAACACUGGCGAGUGGACCGAUUGCGCGCUAUGCGACCCUCGUCAUAGAGAAAGCUUAUUCUACAAGGUGAUCAUUACAGGCGAUGCCUCUGCAGCUCUAAGCGAAAUAGAGUAGCCAUUGUUAUUGCUGAGACUGAACCGAGGUUUUCAGCAGGAUGUGGGUUGCCCUGACAGAACCCACGCUGGGCCGAGGACGCGCGUUCAGAACGGACUGCAGUUCUGCGUCCAGCAGCAGGUGAAUGGCCAGGUGCGCCUUCACGUGUGACAUCGUCUGACCGCGGGCCGUCUUAACGCGAUACGCGUGACUGUUUUUAACAAGUGUACAGAUUCGCUUCUCUACUUGAAUUCAAAGAAGAGACAGCUCAAUGCGUCACUGGACCAUGAAGCACCAUCAUCAGUUUUUCAUGUGUUUUUGGAGAACUCUGGUCACUGUUCUUCUGUUUGAAGGCACCCCGCUCAUGAUGUUCAGGGGGACCCUAACUCUGACCCUAAACAGGGAUGACAGCAGCUUCACGCGGAUAACUCACUCCUUUCACAAUGUCACAAAUUAUAGAAGAGAACUGAAGCCUCUGGCAAUGACAAGGCCGUUUGCUUUUGUCAAUGGACUUAGGAGAAGCCUGAGUGAUGUUUUACAGAAUGGUCACCCUGACAGAUUGCUGUGUGGUUUACAAGUGGGAAGCAGCUUGUAUAUCUUGGAACUGGAGAAAAACCAAGAUCUUUUGCCAAAGCCGCCUAACGUGUUCUACUACCUGCCAAAUGGAACUGGGGUGUCCAUGAAGGAGAACCCAGUGAUGCAUUGUUACUAUCAUGGUUCAGUGCAAGGUUACCCUCAGUCCCGUGUGGUUCUCAGCUCCUGCUCUGGGUUACGGGGGGUGAUAGUCAUUAACGCCACACUGAGCUUUGAGCUGCUUCCUGAGGAAGAACAGCAUGAAAAAGAAGAGGAAGGGAGUGGAGGAAUGGAAGAAGGAUGGAUGCAUGUGAUCUACCUGACACAUCCACAAACAUCCGAGUCUAGAGAUUGUGGAGUGUCGCAUACCUCUAUUCCUCCCAUUCAGAUCAUCCCACACACACACAGGAGUAAGAGAGACAUUCUCUCAGAGACCAAAUAUAUUGAGCUGGUGCUGGUGGCGGAUCAUAAAGAGUAUCUGAAUUAUCAGAAGAAUAAUAAAACCAUAAUCUACCGCAUGUUGGAUGUGGCAAACCAAGUAGACUGGUUCUACCGGCCGCUGAAUGUACGUGUGGCUCUGCUGGGUUUGGAGAUCUGGAGUGACCAGGACAAAAUUAAAGUGGAUAAAAAUCCCACUGAAACUCUAAACCGCUUCCUGGAUUGGAGGACCAGGGAGCUUCUACCACGACUACGGCAUGACAAUGCACAGCUCAUCAUGGGUGAAUCAUUUGAUGGGACGACAGUCGGCAUGGCAUCUCAGUCCUCCAUGUGCUCAAAGGAUCGGUCAGGGGGAGUGAAUGUGGAUCACCUGGUGAGCGUGUUAGGUGUGGCAUCAACGGUGGCACAUGAGUUGGGUCACAACCUGGGAAUGAGUCACGAUACAGCCGACAGGCGCUGCCAGUGCCAGAACGAGCCUCGGCUUGGGGGCUGCAUCAUGGAGCCCUCCACUGGGUUUAUGCCCGGUCAGCUCUUCAGCAGCUGCAGUGAACGGGAUCUUUCUCUCAGUCUACUGCAUGGUGGUGGAAUGUGUCUGUUUAACGUGCCUCAGCCGGAGAGUCUUCUGGGAGGUCCACGCUGUGGGAACCUGUACGUGGAGAAAGGAGAGGAGUGUGACUGCGGCCUACUGGAUGAAUGUAAUGACCCUUGCUGCAAUGCCAGCACGUGUAAACUGGUUCCUGGGGCCCAGUGCUCUUCUGAUGGCAUCUGCUGUGAGAACUGCAAGCUGCGUGUGGCCGGGUCGGUUUGUCGGGAGCCUUUGGGAGAUUGUGAUUUGCCGGAGUACUGCACUGGCACGUCCCCCUACUGUCCUCCUAAUGUGUUUCUGCAGAACGGAGAGUCAUGCAAGGACGGGUCCUCGUACUGCUACAGCGGCGUGUGUGCCAGUCUGGACGAGCAGUGCCAAAUGCUCUGGGGACCGAACUCCACCCACGCUCCACCCAUCUGCUUCUCCUCUGUGAAUAAGCAGGGCAAUAAAUACGGAAACUGUGGCCAGAUGCCUAACGGUUCCUACAUCCCCUGUUUAAAAUGGGAUGUGCACUGUGGUAGGAUCCAGUGUCAGGGUGGAAAUGAGCGUCCUCUGCUGGGCUCCGACGUUGAGAUUCUGACCACAACAGUCAAACUGAACCAGAGUGACUUUACCUGCCGGGGCGCCUAUUUUAAUCUGGGUGAUGAUGUUUCAGACCCAGCCAUGGUGUCCCAGGGGACGGCCUGUGGGCCCAACAAGGCAUGUGUAGACCAAAAGUGCCGGGACGUGUCCAUGUUUGGUGUUGAGGAAUGCCGCAGGAAGUGCAAUGGCCACGGGGUGUGUAACAGUAAUAAGAACUGUCACUGUGAUGAAGGCUGGGCUCCUCCUGACUGCAGAUACUCUGGAUAUGGUGGCAGUCUGGACAGUGGCCCUGCACGAGAGCCUAGAGAUUCAGAUCCUGCACGGGUGGCUCUGCUGGUCAUUUUCCUGUUUGUGUUACCGGUCUCGCUGCUGUUUAUCGCACUCCGCUUCCCCCGCUGUCGACGAGGCCUUGUGUACCUCGGCCACACCCCCUUCAACAAGAGCCGACAGAGCCGUGGGGUCUCCGUGGCCUAUAUUGAAUGCUGUGACAAAGAGGAAAACCGGAGGACUCCUGCCAUGGAGCUUGGAAAUGCUCGAAAUGGAGAUCAGGUGCAACCGCUCAGGUACCAGUGGCCCCACCAGAGCGACAUCCCUCUCACCCAGGCUAUCAGCAAGGUCCAAAACAGGCCUGCUGCUCCAACUAAACCUCUUCCACCUGAUCCUGUCGUUAAACCUGCUCAGUUGAUGGGGCAUUGGCCCGCCCCUCCCACCAAACCCCUCCCUCCUGACCCCAUCCCCUCAGAGAGCAAGAUGCAGUGCAAGCCCACAGGAACACGACCGGCUGCUCCAAGCAAGCCUCUCCCUCCUGACCCUGUCCUCUCUACCCGCCAGAAGCCCGUUCCCCCCAAACCUCCAGUUCCCAAGAAACCACUACCUAUGGAUCCUUCAUCCCAUCCUCACCCACCCCCACUGCUGGGACAUCCAGGACCUGCCACAUCUUCAUCAUCUUACUCACGUAACCCUACAUCAGCUGCUGCUCCUGCCAGACCUGCCCCUCAUCCGCCUUUACGGAGACAGCAGUACCCUGGGAAACCCCACACUCCUCACCAAGUAUAGUCUGGAAGGAAACUCUGGCCCGGUUGCAAAUUUAUGGACUACACUUUUUUUCUUUUCUUGUUUAAUGGUAAAAAAUAUAAGUGUCUCAUGAAAACAAGAUAAAUUUGAGAAGAAAAAUUGCAUAACAUAUUAAAACUUAUUUUUAGAGAAUAUUUUCUGAAUAUAUAGGGUAUAAUACUGUUUAUACCCUAUAUAUGUAUAUAUAUAUAAAAUUAUAUAAUAGGGUAAGAAAUAGGGUGAGAUGUGCAGUUUUCCUUCUCAUGUAAAUGUAUUUGAUGGACUUUUAUGGCUUCUUAUUUUUGCUGGGAAACAAGACAGAAACCAGUGAUCGAGAAAAAGAUUUUUUGCCAUUUGGACCCACUGUGGGACACUACAUGAUGUAGACUUGCACAAUUCUAUUUGCACUGACCAUGAGUGAGGAUUUGAUUCUGCAGGGUGAACAUUAACACCUGUACAGACCUCUGUUGCUGUGCAGCUGGAUCAGAACUUCAACUUACAACUCCUUUUGAGGCUCACUGGGCUAUCUGAGAAAUUACAGACUCCAAUGAAGAUGAAAUCAUGACAAAAAAUACAAACUUUUAAAAGCUAACAUGAAGUGGAUGAAUUACAUUCCUUUUGUGAUUCAGAUGCUCAGUUCAACGCAUGGAAAUAAGAUAUGAGGAGAUGAUGCCUUGAGGAAGGAGUCCUGAUUUCUUUCUCUGAGAUGCUGUAUGCAUGCUCAAUUUGCCUGAUCGGAUCUUUUCCUACAGAAUCUAUUUGGUGCCUAAAUACUUUACCACACAACAUUUCAUCAAUGAUUGAAUUUCCAAACUCUUUGUUUCUAGAGCUGAAAAUUCCCCGUAAAUUCUGUCCAGUGUAUUACAUUCCAUUGAACAUCAGCUGGGCUCAUUACAGACAUUAGCAUUGGACACAAACACACGUUCUCUGUAAAGUCAUGUCUUAUAUCGGUCUCAAGACAGUUCAUAUUGUGAUUGUAAAUGCUGCUGCAGGGGAAAAACUGGCUGAUUGGAAGAUCGCCUUUUCGAUCAAAGCACUGAGGAAGGUAUAUUUAAGUGUAUUUUGACAUAUGCAGUAUUUUUAAUGCAAUAAACAUGGGAUUUAUUUUUACAGUUGA
Cyprinus carpio (common carp) is the source of this 4842-nucleotide messenger RNA. RefSeq names its product ADAM metallopeptidase domain 15 (gene adam15). The transcript has 26 exons. Bases 765 to 3728 code for a protein of 987 amino acids. The record is from RefSeq and is a predicted model, not a curated record. Lineage: Eukaryota; Metazoa; Chordata; Actinopteri; Cypriniformes; Cyprinidae. Gene Ontology annotation, biological process: innate immune response; integrin-mediated signaling pathway; proteolysis. Gene Ontology annotation, molecular function: metalloendopeptidase activity; integrin binding.